Loxodonta africana (African savanna elephant) is the source of this 762-nucleotide messenger RNA. RefSeq names its product C1q and TNF related 8 (gene C1QTNF8). The record is from RefSeq and is a predicted model, not a curated record. Gene Ontology annotation, molecular function: protein binding. Lineage: Eukaryota; Metazoa; Chordata; Mammalia; Proboscidea; Elephantidae.
AUGGCAGCCCCUGUCCUUGUGCUCCUGGUGCUGGCACUGCCCUUGGGGGCCUGGCCAGGUCUGGGGCUGCACAGGAGGCCAUGUGUCCAAUGUUGACUCCUCUCCUGGCCCCCAGCCACCUACCCUGGCCUGUAUGCCCUAAGGAGAGGGGCUGACGAGUGGGGGCAGCUGCCCCAUGUGUGGCCCACCAUCCACAUCACCAUCCUCAAAGGUGAGAAAGGUGAGCUCAGUACCAGAGGCUGCUCUGAGCUGAGUGGGGAGGAGGGCCCCCUGGAUGUCUGGGGCCUCCGGGGCUGAAAGGGCCAGAAGGUGCAGGCAGGGCCACCGGGCAGCCCAUGCCAGCGUGCCUACACAGCCUUCUCGGUGGGCUGCUGAGGGAGGCUACACAGUGCCAAUGGCAUGCAGGUCAUGCCCUUCGACAUGGAGCUAGUGAACCUGGACAAUGCCUUCAACCUGUCUGCUGGCCGCUUCCUAUGCACCAAGCCGGGCAUUUACUUCUUGAGCCUCACCGUGCGCACCUGGAACCACAAGGAGACCUAACCUAUACAUAAGGGAACCCGGCAGCCUGUGGCUGUGCUGUAUGCGCAGCCCAGUGAUCGCAGCCUCAUGCAGGGCCAGAGCCUGCUGCUGCCGCUGGCCACCUCUGACGCCAUCUGGGUUUGUCUGUUCCAGCAUGACCACGACAGUACCAUCUACGGAGAACCCGAGGACUUCUACAUCACCUUCCUCAGCCAACUGGUCAAGCCAGACACUGAGCUCUAG